Molecule: messenger RNA, 354 nt
Organism: Fusarium poae
Lineage: Eukaryota; Fungi; Ascomycota; Sordariomycetes; Hypocreales; Nectriaceae
Exons: 1
Coding region: 1-354 (117 amino acids)
Source: RefSeq, a predicted model, not a curated record
AUGGCGCCUAUGUAUAACUCUGGCUGGGCCAAGUUGGACAAGUACUACCGGCUCACUGAUGAAUCGCCUGCCUACGUUGCCGCUAUCGUGCUCCACCCUUUGCAUAAAUGGCACUACAUACAGGAGAACUGGAAAAAGGAGUGGGUUGAGUCGUUAAAGAAGUUGAUGGAGACGCUGUGGAAUGACUAUAAACCCGUGGAAUCACCUCUUCCUCUCUGCGAGGUCCCAUCGAAAACCACGAACGAGUUCUUGAACUGGAGGAACAAGCACCUGCAGCCGUCGCUCGUCACGGAUGAAUAUGAACGAUAUUGCAACUCUGAACGGGUUUACGGGUUCACAAGCGCCCUUGCAUAG